Messenger RNA from Drosophila hydei, 825 nucleotides. Its product is annotated as 2-aminoethanethiol dioxygenase. Gene Ontology annotation, molecular function: oxidoreductase activity, acting on single donors with incorporation of molecular oxygen, incorporation of two atoms of oxygen. Lineage: Eukaryota; Metazoa; Arthropoda; Insecta; Diptera; Drosophilidae. The record is from RefSeq and is a predicted model, not a curated record. Gene Ontology annotation, cellular component: mitochondrion. The coding region runs from base 82 to 810 and encodes 242 amino acids. The transcript has 2 exons.
UGAACAGCUGUGGAUUUGUUUAUCUAUAAUUUUUGUUAGCCGCAAUUGCUGUGCAGCCUGAUUAUCAAGGUUUUUGUGGCAAUGACCAGCCAUUUUAUGAGCGUACUGCGCCAGGCCUUCAAGACUUUCGAUCGCGCCAAUCUUGCCAGCUUCAAUGCCAAUCUGCAACAUCUGAAACAGUUAACUGAUGAGCUAACUUAUCGUGAUCUCCAUAUAAAGGAGGAGCUGUUCCGUGAUGAUGCCACCAAUGUGUCCCGAGCACCAUGCAGUUAUAUGCACAUCUUCGAGGAUGAGCGCUUCUCCAUGAGUUUGUUCAUUGUGCGCGAUAAUAAUUCAAUUCCACUGCAUGAUCAUCCCAUGAUGUAUGGCCUACUGCGCUGCAUCUGGGGUAAGUUGCAUAUCCAGAGCUACUCCCAGAAACUGGCCGCCGAUGAGAUGGUUCAGUAUGAGAAGAAUCCAACACUGGUCAAAGUAACCGCCGAGGAGCCCAGCGUGGUAACAGCUGAAUCAUGCAGCGCUUUACUAACGCCCCGCAAACGAAAUUAUCAUCAGAUUACGCAAGCCGGCAACGGCAUUGCAGCCUUCUUCGAUAUACUUAGUCCUCCAUACGAUGCCGAUAUGCCGAAAUAUGGUCCACGCCUUUGCCGCUUCUAUCGCCCUAAGCCGGAUGACGACGAGCUGCAGUUGCAGUGCAUUCCGUCGCCGUCUAGCUACUAUUGUGAUUUAACCCCAACGCCCAAGUCUGUGCUGAAAUGCUGUUUUAUUUGUGCCGCCGAAGUUUAUGGUGCCGCUGACUCCGACAUUCAGUGAAUUAUAUCCUUAAAA